AAAAAAAAUCUCUUCAGCAGUUCAGCCUUCACUUCAUCACUUUCUUUAUCUUUCCUCAAGCCGCGAACCCUAAACCAGAAACACAAAAAUGGCGGAAACAAAACGGAAAAGGAUUGAUAAUGGAGGAAAAAGAAAACCUAUUCAGUCAUCUUCUGGUAAUAAUAAGAAGAGGAGGAAGAAUAAGAAGGACGAGAAACACAGUGGACCUCGCUUACCAAAUCAGCUUAGAAAACAGAUUGAAUUCUUAAACCAGAAUAGUGAACCUGUUCAUUCAGAUGAAGAUGAUGAGGAGAUUGAUUCGGAUGAAGAGGUUGGAGGAUUACACAUUAAUGAUGAUCUCUACGAGUAUGAAGAAGUUAUCCCUGAAGAGGAAUCUAAGAAGAAUCGGAGAUUUGAUCCUGUUGAUAAUCUCGAGUAUGAACUUCCUGAAGGGUUUAAGGAUGAGAAUAUAGGAUCAGAUGACGAUGAGGAGGAUGAUGGUGAAGAUAAUGAUGGAAGUAGAGGAAAUGAGGAUUCUGAACUAUCGGGUGGUGAGGAGGAUGGAAAACAUUCUAGGUUGUUGCAAAGAAUCACUGGAAUGCCCUCUGAGGCGUUUGACGGUAAAGCAGUUAAGAAGAAUCUAACUGUAUCUGAAGCAUAUCCUGAAUCUGAAUUUAAUCCUAGUCGAGAUGCAUUGGAUGGUAGUGGUAAGAUUGGAAUGGCGGAUCUAAUGGGUCCACUUCGUGGAACUGCUGGAUAUAAUAAACUUAACAAGAGAAUCAGUCAAGUGGAGAAAAAAUCCAUGGCGAUUCUUACACCUCUUGCUAAAGUGGAUCAGGAGAAGAUAGAAAGAAUGAAUGCUUAUAAAAUUACAAGGAAGGAAGUUACUAAAUGGGAACCCUUAGUAAAGAGGAACAGGGAGGCGCCUACUGUGUUCUUUGGGGAACAAACUGAUGUGGGGUUUGCUACUGUAGGAGCAAUAGCAUCUGAAUUUACUCCUAGAACCGAGUUUGAGAAGAAAAUGGCUUCAAUCGUUCAGGAUGAUGAGGUUGUGGAUGCACACAUGAAGGAUGGUGCGAGGCUUCUUGAACUCAACAUGAUAUCUGUUGAGGAUGUGAAAGACCGCCAGAAUCACCUUGCAAAAAUGCGUAGCCUUCUGUUUCGGCAUGAAAUGAAGUCAAAACACAUUAAAAAGAUCAAGUCCAAAACUUAUCAUCGUCUCAAGAACAAGGACAAAUUGAAGACAACAUUUUCUGACGAGCAAUUGGAUCCUGAUUCAGCUAAAGAACUUGCAUUUAAGCAAGAGCUCAAACGAGCUGAGGAACGUAUGACAUUGAAACACAAAAACAGCUCCAAGUGGGCAAAACGAGCCAUACGGCGUGGUUUGGCUAACCAGGACGAAGGAACUAGAGCUGCUAUCUCUAAUCAGCUUAAUCAACAUGCAAUUUUGACCAGAAAAAUGAAGAGUAUGAACGACAGUAGUAGUAGUGAUGACAGUAGUGAUUUUGAUGACGAUGACGAUCUUGAAGCUGUUGCAAACAAUGAUGAGCCUUUGAAAUUGGUAAACAAGGCAAAAGAGAAAACCCUUAAAAUUUUAGAAGAUGAGGAUGAAGCUCCAAAAUCAGGAGUUCUUGACUUACCUUUCAUGGUUCGGGGAAAUGAAAGGAGAAAAAAGGCAGUUGAUGAAGAAGCUAGGCUUGCACUUAAAGAGUAUGACUCAUCUUUGAGGGAGCUGGAAGAGAAUUCGGAUGAAGCAGAACGUUCGAAAAAAGCAACGUCAAGUGGUAGACGCGUUUUUGGUUCGGCAGCUAAAAACCAGUCUGACGAAAUGAGUAGGAAGAUUAAAUCAAAUAGGGUGGAUAGGGAUAGAAAUAGUGACAGUGAAGAUGAAUUUGCAACUGAAGAUUUUGGUGAUGCUGUAUCCAGCAGAAAUAUGGUGGUUUCACAGAAAAAUGUUCACAUUGAUCCUAGCGGUGCAGUUAGUGGAAGGUCCAACCCUGGUCAGGAACCUGUUUUUAAGAGAUUUGAUGAUAUUGUUGGAGAGCCUGGCCCGAAGACGACGUAUGAUGUUGCUAUAUUUGCAUCGAACUCCUUCAAGAAGAUGAAAAGUGAAAAUAAAAAAUCCAGUACCAAUAAAAAGAACUCGAAGGCGGUAGACCCUGCUUUGCCGCUUAAAGAGACCAAGGAGGAAGACGAGGAUAGUGGUAGUGAGAGUGGAGAAGAGAUGGUGGAUGGAAUUCUUACUUCUGGUACCAAGCCAGAAUAUAAACUUCCGUCUCAGGCAGACCUUAUACGCAAUGCUUUUGCUGGUGAUGAUGUGGAGGAAGAGUUUGAGAAGGAAAAAUUAGAAACUCUGAAUGAGGAAAAUCCUGAACCUGAGAAGCCAACUCUAGUUCCAGGCUGGGGUCAGUGGACUCAUAUCCAAAAGAAGAAAGGUUUACCUUCUUGGAUGGUCGAAGAGCAUGUAAUUGCACAAAAGAAAAGGGAAGAUGCGCUAAAAGAGAGAAAAGAUUCGCAUCUCAAGCACGUAAUUAUUUCUGAGAGGCUUGACAAGAAGGCUGAGAAGCUACAUACAGCGACAGUGCCAUAUCCAUACACAUCCCAAGAACAGUAUGAAAGAACUCUCCGUGUGCCUCUUGGACCCGAUUUCAACCCAGCCACAAAAGUUGGUGCCCUUAUCCGGCCUGAUGUGGUAAAGGAACCAGGAGUAAUUAUAAAGCCCAUCGAGUAUGAAGAAGUGGAUCCUCACGGAAAAUCAGAGGAGCACAAGGGAAAAGGGAAGACACAACCGAAGAAGAAUAAACCUGACAAAGGCAAAAGUGUUCGCAAGACUAAAAAAUUAAAGACAAAAACCUUGCAGUAACUAUGCCUUCUUUCUAUUACCGGUUCAAUCAUACUCGUUGUCAUUGCUUAGAGUAGCUUGAUCUUUUUCUUUGCUUUUUUAAUCAUGAACGUUGUGACUUUUUUUAAUCCUAGUUCAAUUUUGUUCAUCUUAAACUAGGAACCAUUUUAAUGAUAUCACUAUUUUUGAAUAACCUGGUGUGCUGUUUUUUGUCUGAAAGUAAAUCAAAAGCUCUUUUAUAUGAGAGGUAUCCUCAUUAAAUUUCCACACACUGAAAUUUUUUGAUCUUGUUGUAAUUGCUGGUUCUGCUGGUGGUUUGGAUGUUGCAUUAAUUGACUGCUAUAAUUUGAUAUA
Papaver somniferum (opium poppy) is the source of this 3175-nucleotide messenger RNA. Its product is annotated as U3 small nucleolar RNA-associated protein 14 homolog A-like. Bases 89 to 2842 code for a protein of 917 amino acids. NCBI's taxonomy places the organism in Eukaryota, Viridiplantae, Streptophyta, Magnoliopsida, Ranunculales, Papaveraceae. The record is from RefSeq and is a predicted model, not a curated record. The transcript has 11 exons. Gene Ontology annotation, biological process: rRNA processing. Gene Ontology annotation, cellular component: small-subunit processome; nucleolus.